Molecule: messenger RNA, 1317 nt
Organism: Thyridium curvatum
Lineage: Eukaryota; Fungi; Ascomycota; Sordariomycetes; Thyridiales; Thyridiaceae
Exons: 2
Coding region: 1-1317 (438 amino acids)
Biological process (GO): carbohydrate metabolic process
Molecular function (GO): hydrolase activity, hydrolyzing O-glycosyl compounds
Source: RefSeq, a predicted model, not a curated record
AUGACCGCCAGCAUCGGCUCGAGCUCGAGCUCGUCGACCACGUUCCGCCUCCUCCUCUUCCUCGUCUUUCUGCUCCUCCACGGGCUGCUCAUCCCCGCCGUGUCCGCAGACUGCGAGUGCGGCUACGCGGCCUCGAUCGGCACGGGCCCGGACGCGGUCGAGCACGUCUUCACCGACCUCAUCGAGACCGACUUCUCGCGCCUCGCGGACGUGGCCGCCAACACGGACUGGCAGCGCCAGGCGUUCAACCUGAGCCGCGAGCGGGCGCGGGGCGCGUACGGCGAGAUGUUUGCCGUCGAGAACAUCGCCGCGAACCCGAGGAAGGGAAGCGAGGGGGAGGAGCAGGAGGGGGAGGAGGAGGACGCGGGCCUGCGCCUGGUGGUCAGGAGCGACGUGGUCAACGACAUGGUGCCCGUGGCCGAGAUCGACACCAUGAGGCUGGACGUGCUGUACGGGACGUUCAGGGCCGGGCUGAAGAUCACGGACGUGCCGGGGACGUGUUCUGCUUUCUUUUGGGAGAUCGACAUGGAGUUCCUCUCCAAGGACUUCAACGCCGCCAACGGCACCUUCCCCGUGAACCUGGUCCUCCAGUCGAGGCGGGCCGCCGAGUCCGGCUUCGACGCGCAGCGCGCGGGGACCUUUGUCCGGGCCAACCUGCCCUUCGACCCGACGCUCGCCUUCCACGAGUACCGCAUCGACUUCCUGCCGGGCCGGGUCCUCUUCUACGCCGACAACGUCGUGCUCGCGAGGAUGCAGGACGACGACGACGACGACCAAACUGGUGGCCACGACGAUGGCGACCGCUCCGGCUCCGGAGAGGUUGCUGCUGCUGCUGCUGCCGCUGACGCCGGUCCCGUGGUGCCGCGGCACGCGGGCCACCUGGUGCUGCAGCACUGGAGCAACGGGAACCCGCUGUGGUCGGGCGGGCCGCCGGCGCCGCGGGGGGCGGGCGGCGGGCGCGACGCCGUGACGGCCGUGGCGUACGUCAAGGCGUACUUCAACUCGUCGGCGGGCCGGAGGCAGGAGGACUGGCGGCGGCGGUGCGGCGGCGACGACGACCCCGGGCGCGAGAAGAAGGCGGCGGCGGCGGCGGCGGCGGUGUGCCGGAUCCCCGAGGUCACGGCCGCGAACCUGAGCGCGCGCGAGUUCUUCUUCAGCGCGCACCCGCGGAUGGUGCCCAACCAGACCGUUUCCAGGAACGGCGGCGGGCGGUGGAGAGGGGGAUCUGGCGGCGGGGUGGUUUGGUCGGCGUUCUUGUUCACGGUGCUGGUUCUUGUUGUUGUUCAGGGGGGGGAGAUGAUGUUUGGUGCUUGGUGA